GUUCAAUCUUAGCUGAACAAAAAUAUGAGGCAUUCGGUAAAUCGGUCACCAACACCUGAUACACGAGAUGAACAAGAAAAUGAGCCUACACUUAAAGAAAUUAUCAAUAUUAAGUUGAUUGAAAGUGGGGAAAAGGAAAGAUUGAUGGAGCUUUUGAGGGAAAGGCUUGUUGAGUCUGGGUGGAAGGAUGAAAUGAAAGCUCUUUGUAGGGAGUAUAUAAAGAAGAAAGGACGGAACAAUAUAACCAUUGACGACCUUGUACAUGUGAUUACCCCAAAAGGCAGAGCUUCAAUUCCUGAUCCGAUCAAAGCUGAGCUGCUUCAGAGAAUUCGUACAUUUCUUGUUUCUCCCACUCUCUGAUUCAACAGCUUCAUGCAUGAAGAGGGUAGCAAUAUAGGUGAAGAUGUGGCAUUCUGUUUGACUCAUUUCAUCUUGGAACAUCGUUUGUCUAGAUUAUGACCACAAUGAGGGAACCAGGAGCCAUAUGAGAAGAUGUGUUAUUGGCAGUUUGCUUGUUCCAAGUUUCGUAGAACUGUAUAAAUUGCUACUUGGUGGUUUACUCUAUGUUGAUGGCCCAGGUUCAGAGUUUGACCACUGCAUCACCCUCACCUUUUAGUGGCUAUAUUAUCUGUUUUCUGGUUAUCCCUAGUCUUUAAGAAAGUGUAGUUUUUAUUGAAAUGCCUGCACAGCGGAAUCCCCACUCUUCUUUUGUGUGUACUUUAUUAAUGUGUUGAUGGGAUUAGUAAAAGCCAGUUGGAUGUGUGUUCUCUCUA
Messenger RNA from Solanum verrucosum, 773 nucleotides. RefSeq names its product transcription and mRNA export factor ENY2. Gene Ontology annotation, cellular component: nuclear pore; DUBm complex; SAGA complex. The coding region runs from base 25 to 360 and encodes 111 amino acids. Gene Ontology annotation, molecular function: transcription coactivator activity; chromatin binding. The transcript has 5 exons. The record is from RefSeq and is a predicted model, not a curated record. Gene Ontology annotation, biological process: positive regulation of DNA-templated transcription; poly(A)+ mRNA export from nucleus; regulation of transcription by RNA polymerase II. Lineage: Eukaryota; Viridiplantae; Streptophyta; Magnoliopsida; Solanales; Solanaceae.